Molecule: messenger RNA, 1103 nt
Organism: Aspergillus sclerotioniger CBS 115572
Lineage: Eukaryota; Fungi; Ascomycota; Eurotiomycetes; Eurotiales; Aspergillaceae
Product: putative short chain oxidoreductase/dehydrogenase
Exons: 3
Coding region: 107-967 (286 amino acids)
Source: RefSeq, a predicted model, not a curated record
UUUAUCUCCUUCUACAACAACUAUAUAACCCGCACAACCAGUAUUCAGCACUACAAUCCAACACAUUCAAACCCAUCUCAUCGCUACAUCUCCCAAACCACCCGCAAUGCCCCAAGUCUGGUUAAUAACCGGCGCAUCCUCCGGCUUCGGAGCCCUCCUGGCCGAAAAAGCCCUCCUCGCUGGACAUGACGUCAUUGCUACAGCCCGCAACCCUACCAAGGCCGCCGCGGAUUAUCCUCAAAUCGCCUCUCUGGGCGGCAAAUGGCUGCAUUUGGACGUGACUAGCAAAAAUACCAAGGAACAAGUGGAACAAGCAAUCAAGGAUAACGGGGGGCGGAUUGAUGUGGUAAUCAACAAUGCGGGAUAUGGCCUGCUCGGUGGUAUUGAGGACAUCAGUGAGGAUGAACUCGACACCCAGUUCCAAACGAAUAUCUAUGGCGUGGUGAGAGUCACUAAAGCGGUUCUUCCGUUUAUGAGGGCCCAACGGAGCGGCACUAUCGUCAAUGUUAGUAGUAUUGCUGGGUUUGCGGCGGGUCCGUCGGGGGCUGCAUAUUCGAUGUCGAAGUUUGCUGUGGAAGCCCUUUCGGAAUCCCUCUUCGCUGAACUCCAACCCUUCAAUAUUCGGGUUCUACUGGUCGAGCCAGGUGCGUUUCGGACGAACUUCAUCGGAUCGCACAAGUUCCCUGCUGCUGGGUUGAAUAAGGACUAUGACGGGACGCCUUUGGCAAUGGCCAUGGGGUUCUUUGAUACUUUUGCUGGGAAUCAGCCUGGGGAUCCUGUCAAGGCGGUCGAGCGCAUCCUUGAUGUGAUUCAGUUGAAGGGAGUGGGAGAGGGCAAGGGACAUCUUCUUCGUUUGCCGCUGGGGACGGAUUGUUUCCCUCGGAUGGUGGCCAAGCUGGAUGCUGUGAAGCAGAAUUUGGAGGAAAUUAGGGAGGUUGCUUUGAGUACGGCGGUUGAGUCGGAGUAGUGUUAUUUGCUCGGGAACAUACCAGGAGGGUGUUGUAUGGGAUGGUUUGACACUUGUGGUAGAUAUAGCAUGUUUUUUAAUAAUUCAGCUAUCGCAUACGACUAUGGCGUGCAAUGUCGUCGGACUGAUGGAUAUC